Lycium barbarum (goji berry) is the source of this 1530-nucleotide messenger RNA. RefSeq lists its product as uncharacterized. NCBI's taxonomy places the organism in Eukaryota, Viridiplantae, Streptophyta, Magnoliopsida, Solanales, Solanaceae. Bases 1 to 1530 code for a protein of 509 amino acids. The record is from RefSeq and is a predicted model, not a curated record. The transcript has 2 exons.
AUGGAUGCUCGACAACUCAAGGAAUCAGUCACAGCUAUGCAUACUACUCACAAUGGUGCUCCAGCUGUGAUGUUUACGGCUUCUGAAUAUUACGGAAUCAUGGCCAAUGAGUGUAGAUUAACCAUGGUGGGCAGGUUCCUUAAACCUAGGCCCCAAAUUGACAAACUUCGCUCAAAAUUCAAAGAAUUAAUCAAAACUAAGGGGACAACUACGAUUGGGGUUUAUGAUAACUUCAAUGUUUUUCUUGAUUUCACAAAUGAGGAGGAUUUCAAUGUCGUUUGGUACAGAAGGGUGAUUGAAAUCGAGGGACAACAAAUGUGGCUACAAAAAUGGUCACCGAAUUUCAAACCCGAGGAAGAUUUGCCUAUUGCUCCAGUAUGGGUUCUUCUCCCUAAACUCCCCUUCCAUUUACACACUUGGCAUUACCUUAAACAAAUUGUUAGCUCUGUUGGUACUCCGCUGGAAAUGGAUAUGGCUACUAAAGGUAGAACUAGGCCAAGCAUGGCCAAAGUGAGAGUAGAAAUAGACCUUCUCAAGCCUCAACCUGAGGCUGUUUACAUUGGUCUGGUUCAUGAAAACGCUCCACAAUAUGGUUAUAUGCAAAAAUUGGAAUAUGAAGGGAUUCCUAAGUAUUGCAGACAUUGUCGAAAAUUAGGGCAUAUGAUGGCUGAUUGCAGAGUACUAGAAAAGAAAAAGGCUGCUGAAAAACAAAAAGUUGAUAUGCAAACUAUGGAUACUGAGAAUGGGGUCAAUAUUAUUAAUGACAAAGGUGAUGAACUUGCUAAGGCCAUGGAGGAAAUAACUAGCAGUAGCAAUAGUGCUGGAAAUGUUGAAUUCAAGAAGAAUCAAGUGAAUAUGGAUAUUAUGAAGAAUACAGUGAAUGGUGUAGAUAAGAAAGAUCAUCCAGGCAAUGAGUUCCAAACUAAUCGAGUUGGUAAAUAUAGGAACAGGAAAAUCUAUACUAAACCUACCCUGAAGAACAAAAAUCAUGAGGAUACUACAACUGAUCCUAUAAAUACAAAUAAUGACAAGAAUGAUGCUACUCCCAGUAUUCCCGUUAAUCCAAAUGAUGACAAAGUGAAGGAACCGAAUGAAGGUAGUAAAGAAGGAGUGGAUCAAAAUGGCUUAGAUCAACGGGACGAGAAGAAGGACGGUGAUACAAUCAAUAUCAGCAAUGGUAAUACAUGUAGCUCUUCUAAUGAUAAACAUCAGGUACCUGCUAACAAUAAUGAUAGUAUCAACCAGAGUGUGGAUUCACAAACACACGUGGACAAUACUAUGGAGAAGUCAGAUAGCCUUCCCUCUGUGAUCAAGAAUAUGCCAGGAUUGGAUUAUAUCGAGGUUACAUCCCCAAAUAGAGUAGUCGUGGUUAUACUUGAAGAGCAACUACAACAACAGCAAAAUAUGGAAGAUAAUAUUGGUUUCUCUCCUGUUAAUAACAAAAAAAGCCGGAACAAGAAGGGAGGUAAGAAAAAGAAAGAAGACAACACCAAUGCUGCUAAAGCAAAGGAAACAAAGAACUCUGUCUAA